AUUUAAAAGGCUACAGGAAAUUACCAUUCGAAUUAAAAACCUCGUUGAAUCUGAUUGGUUCCUCGGUAGGGUUCCAAGAUUCCCAUAGGCUACGAGUGCGCGCGGGAGGUUUACCUCAAAUUGAAGCCAGGAUAGAGAAGGAAAAUAUGUAAGCUGUAGGCACUAAUAGACCACGGAGAAGAAGCGCGUAGUUCGGCGGCAACUGCUGGAGCUGUAGGUGGAGCCCUGCCAAUCUUUCUGUCUUCAACGUUGGAUUCUCUUUAAGAUUAAUAAGAAAACGAAACGUUUGGACAGAAUUAUGGGAGAGGCUCUGGAGGUUAAAGUCUUGUUACCUGAAACACCUGGGCGCCCUGGUCGUCUAAAUCCAUUUGAGAGCCCAAAUGAUUAUCACAGUUUACAUGAAUCUAUGUUUGCCAGUCCUUCUGUGUUCAAGUCAUCUCAGGCUACAAUAGCAUCACCUGCCAAUUUCAGAUGGUCAAUUGAUCACAUUGCAAGACUGAAUCCAGUUGAAAUUGAUCCAGAAGAUGUACAGCGACAAUCACAACUUUUGAGUGAUUAUGGAACAGAUAAAGAUAUUGAAGAAAGGAGGCAAAAGGCAAUUAACCAGUUUUUCAGCAAAAACAUGAUUGUUCCUUCACCUUGGACCCAAGAAGUAAAACCAGCCACACAGUUAAAUUCUACAAACUGUCCCAGUUCUUUAGAACACAAAGGGAAUAUUUCAUCUAUGAAAGUAAACGCUGCUUGCCAGACUGUCCUGUCAUUACCUCUUAAUUUUGAUCUUGAAAAAAUUUUGGGUGAUUACUGUAGAGCAGAUGAGUCAGAUCAGUCGCAUGAAAGCUUUGGAUCAACAUCUCUUCGAAGAAAACUGUUCAUUGAUGGUAGUGGGAGUGACUCUGAGAUAUCCACAUCUCCUAUACCUGGAAGAGAUCCCUGUGUAGAAGAUGUGAACUCUGUUGGGUUACACGGCCCAUUAGAUUUGUCCCCUGUCCAUUGUAAAAUUUCAGUUGAAACGCCUAGCUCAGGUCAGUUUUCUUCCAGUCCUAUUCAGGGAGGUCGAAGAGCAUAUAGUUUAGGAAGUAUGGCAAGUCCUUCAUUCCCUGAAAGCUAUUGUGCAGCUUCGCCAGCAUUCUCUCCAGUUACACUUUCACAUGGAAAGACACCUGCAUCAGGAGAAUGUCCUUUUAAUUUCCGGUCACCUGUAUGCAUGACUUCAGACAGCUUGUGCUACAAAGCUAAUCAUUGUACGCAAAGUCCAUAUGUGGAGGGCUGCUCACCUAUCAGAAGCUGUUACAUUGUUGGUACUAAUCAUCAUAGAAGUAAAAUGCAUGGCACACCUUCACCAGACUGUUUAACUUUUAUAAAUGUUGCAGUUGGUGAGGAAAAAGAAAAUUUGCAACCAAAUAGCAGCACAUCUCCCACAGAUAUGGAAACGGUGCUGCAAUAUUCAGAUGUUAAAGUAGUAAAAAGUGAACCUUUAACUUCUGGUGCCAAAACUGACACAAUUGCUGUUGAGUUUAUUCGUGUAAGAAGGCCUUUAGAAAAGAUUGAAGAACUAAAAGAAAACAACACAAUUGACAUGACGGACAAUACUGAACCUGCAGAGGAAGACAACACUUGGACAAAGGAAGCUGCAGGAGCCAACAUUAUUCCUUUGACAAGUUCCAGGACUGGAAGCCUGUGCAAUGUGGAGACCUCGCACAUAUAUUUGUCACUCUUAGCAGAAAGUAGUGUCAUCCCUAGUGACUGCAAUAGCAUACAGGUGGACAGCGGUUAUAACACACACUCUGCUGCCAGUAUAAGUGACUGCAUUAUCUCAGAGUACAGUGGGAAAGAGUAUGUGGAUGUUCACACAACUGAUGAUGCACUCUUUCCUCAUAAACUACUACCCUUAAGAUCAAAGUUACAGCACCUGUACAACUGAUCUUGGAAGAUGUCGUUCCUGUUGGCGAUUUUUAAUCUCAUGGACAUUUUUCAGGGGUGAAUAACCACUGGUGUUUACAUUAACAUUAGUUUGCCUACAAUGAAAAUUGAUCUGAACUUCUUUGUAUGCUCCGAAUUCCCACAUUGAUAAAGUGAAAGCAGUUGCUGCUUAUAAAAAUGACAUUUUUGAAAAGUGUAUAAUUCUCCAGUACUGAAGUUUUAAAUUUUUAUUAUACAGUAAUUUGCAAAAAUAAGUUUACUGCACCAUUAGAACAAAAACAAAAUACAAUAAUUAGUAAUAGUGGAAAAUGUUUUAAAAUCACAGGAUCUCCUGGUUUACAAUGGUUGUUACAAGUAUAAAAUGGUGCAUUUUAAAUUGUCCAUUGAAUUUAACAUGCUGGUGCAGCUUCAGGUAAUCAUAUUUUGUGUCAUAUAUAAUUUUUUUUUUUUUAAUUGCAGUUGUAUUUAUUUUUUAUAUAUAUUGAGAUAUGCAAGCACACCAAGUAAAUUAGGGCCAUAGAACUAAUAAAUAAAUUGCUUUUAUAUUAUAUCUUUGC
Erpetoichthys calabaricus (reedfish) is the source of this 2477-nucleotide messenger RNA. RefSeq names its product bora aurora kinase A activator (gene bora). The coding region runs from base 299 to 1921 and encodes 540 amino acids. The transcript has 13 exons. Gene Ontology annotation, molecular function: protein kinase binding. Gene Ontology annotation, cellular component: nucleus; cytoplasm. NCBI's taxonomy places the organism in Eukaryota, Metazoa, Chordata, Cladistia, Polypteriformes, Polypteridae. Gene Ontology annotation, biological process: activation of protein kinase activity; regulation of mitotic spindle organization; regulation of mitotic nuclear division. The record is from RefSeq and is a predicted model, not a curated record.